Molecule: messenger RNA, 2785 nt
Organism: Musa acuminata subsp. malaccensis (wild Malaysian banana)
Lineage: Eukaryota; Viridiplantae; Streptophyta; Magnoliopsida; Zingiberales; Musaceae
Product: protein MALE DISCOVERER 2-like
Biological process (GO): protein phosphorylation
Molecular function (GO): protein binding; protein kinase activity; ATP binding
Source: RefSeq, a predicted model, not a curated record
CUCCACAUCCGCCGGCCUCGGGGGAGCUCGUCACCCCUCGCCUUCCGUCCCCCUCCUUUCGAUCGUCCUCCCACCAUGUGGGUCGGGAUGCUUCUCAGGCGCCGAAAGAUGAUGGACUCGAAUUGAAGAAUUCGAGCUCUACCCGAGUUCGAGGGGUCCGUUUAUGUGCGAUAGUUGCUGCUAGGGUUGUUCGCUGAUGCGAUCGUCCCCUCGCCGAUUUCUAUCCCAAGAAGUCGAGGAGGGGGAAUGCUUGUAGACAGCCUGUCGUGGGAGAGAGCAUUCGGAGAUCGGAGUUGAGGAAAUGGGGGCAGGAUUGAAUCUCUUUGGGCUCCAUUUGCACAAGGCGUUAUGCGUGGCCCUGAUGAUUCACCUCCUCUGCGAUGCAUGCUUGUCGAUUAACCUCGAAGGGUUGGCGCUGUUGGAAUUCCGUUCUCGAGUGGAGUCUGAUCCUUAUGGGGCAUUGGAGAACUGGAAUCCCAGCGACAGCAACCCGUGCAGUUGGACCGGUGUUUAUUGCGUCGGUGGUAAAGUUGUGAUGUUGAAGCUAAAAGAGUUAUCUCUGCAAGGAACUUUGGCACCUGAGCUUGGGAAGCUUAGUCACCUGAGAGCUCUUAUACUUUACAGGAACAAAUUUUCUGGAGUAAUCCCUAAGGAGAUUGGAGGACUAACAAAGUUGGUGCUCUUGGAUUUGAGAAGUAACAUGCUAAAUGGUACAAUUCCAAAGGAGAUUGGGGAAAUGCUAUCUCUCAAGCAUCUUCUGCUUUGCUAUAACAAAUUCGAAGGCAGCACACCUUGGAUCGAAAAUCCCAAAUUGCAUUUUGAUCUGAUUCUUGAUCAGAACAUUUCUUGUGAUGCACCUGAUGAUCUGGGACAUGCGAACAGGAAAGCUGGGGAUUGCUUCUGGGAGACUGGCUGGCGAAAACUGAAGAGAAUUAACUCCUUUCUGUUCCUGUUUAAAGGGAGAAACAUAAAAAUCUUUGACACAUCAUCGCUAAGACUUCUGCUUUUGAGCUUCAGAUCCAAAGGACUUUCUCGCGGAUAUGAGAAAGGAAAGAGUAAUCUAGCCACUGGUUUUGGCGAGCAGUAUAUAAUGUCAGGUAUACAUAUGCAUUCUGUUCGCCGUAGCCUGGUUGAAGAAACCAGGAACCUCCAUGCUGCUCCUGGAAGCAUUGGCCCUGUAAAUCAAGUUGUCAUUGUUCCACCCACUGCAAGUGGAUCGUUCCCUGCAAUAAGAGCCAAAUCUACACUUGAGCCAUCUCCAGCUCCUAUAACUCCAAGUCCACUACCCAUUUCUCCAUCUGUAACUGAUCCUGAACCAACACAAAAUUCUGUGGCAAAUGAUCUAUCAUCAAGUAAAAGAUCAGCAACUUGGACAUACAUUCUUGUCCUUUCAGUGGCUGCUUUACUUCUUGCCCUAGCGGCACUCGUGUAUUUGACUUGCCGUAGCAAGGGUGUGGCUGCAACCGGUCCUUGGACAACUGGUCUAAGUGGUCAGUUGCAGAAGGCAUUUGUAUCAGGGGUGCCAAAAUUGAAUGCCUCAGAGCUGGAAGCUGCUUGUGAGGAUUUCAGCAACAUUAUUUGCAGCCAUCCAGAUUUCACUGUCUAUAAGGGAACAUUAUCGAGUGGGGUUGAGGUUGCAGUUGUGUCCACAAGUAUCACAUCUGCCAGUGAUUGGUCGAAGCAUUCGGAUUUUCUUUACAGGAAAAAGGUUGACACAUUAUCUCGUAUAAACCACAAAAACUUCGUCAAUCUCCUUGGUUACUGCGAGGAGGAUGUGCCUUUUGUGAGAAUGAUGGUCCUUGAAUAUCCAUCCAAUGGUACAAUCUAUGAGCAUCUUCAUGAAGAAUUUGAGCAUCUUGAUUGGAGUGCUAGAAUGAGGCUAAUAAUGGGGACUGCCUACUGUCUCCAGCACAUGCAUGAACUGAACCCACCCAUAUCGCAUCCCAAACUGCGCUCAAGCUCCAUCCUCAUAUCAGAAGAUUUUGCUGCUAAGGUAACGGAUCUCAGUGUUUGGAAUGAAAUCGUUGCCAAGCAAAAGACUCAUGGAGCUGGUGACCUCGAUCAGUCUGAAUCCCUGUCUGUUGAUCCUGCACGCAACGUUCAUGAUUUUGGAAUAUUGAUGCUAGAAAUAGUUUCUGGAAAAGUUCCAAACCCCGAAGAACCAGAAUCCCUUCUGAACUUGGUUGCGGAGUACCUAAAUGGCAACGGCGGCGCCAGCUCUUUGGUUGAUCCUGCUUUGAAAGCCCACAAAGAUGAGGAACUCCGUAUCAUUUCCGAGGUCAUCCAAGAUUGCGUUAAUCCCGACCCACCGAAGAGGCCAACCAUGAAGGACGUCACUUCCAAAUUGAAGGGAGUGAUACCUAUUUCACCUGAAGCAGCCAUGCCAAGACUUUCUCCACUUUGGUGGGCAGAACUGGAGAUCCUGUCCAUUAAAGCGAGCUAACCUGGUUUUGUUGCUUGUUCCAGACCUGGAUCUCCUCGCUGAUUUUGUGCCUCAACUUUGUCUAUUUGUCGUCGUUCAUCAAUGUGAACCUCAACAUGCUUAUGUCUUUCUCCUCUUCGAUGGACGUCCUCUCUCUGGGGAUCCAUCAUCCUCUCAUAUAGCCAUAGCAAUCAAUCCUGUACCAGAGAUCUGCCGCGAUGUGCAAGCAUCAAGGUGUGUCAAUAUGGGCUACUACGAACAUGAAAACAUAUCGUCAUUGUAUUUGCUAUUACCACAAGUUGGUUUAUUGGGGGGCCGAGACAUUCUCUUAUAAUUUCUAUACAACGAUUAUGGUUGUGGCUA